AUGAAAGACACAACUCCUCGUGGUAAUAUUCGAAAUGAUACUCACAGCAAUACAGUCUCAAACGUUUUUCGAAUACUAGAUACAGAAUAUCCCCAAAACGCUGGAAGAAAAACCUUGUCUGUCUUCCUAUUGCAACCUCUGCGCGAGCUCGGCGAAACUCUCGCCUCUGUUUUUCCCUCAUAUUGCAACGGCCUCCGAGUACGGAUGCGUCUUGCAUUCUGGCGGGAGCGCACCUUCCGAAUCCUUGAGCCUCAUGAAAACCUGCCUACUAUGCAGGUAAUUGGGUCCUUUGCAGUCAUGGGAAGGAGCUACAUCGGCGUAGGUUCGUUGCCUACCCCGACUUAUCCAUCUCUUCAAAACAUGCGGGAGAAGACCAUCGGGCUUCAGGACCACGAUGUCGGCCCCGAGACCUAA
Fusarium graminearum PH-1 is the source of this 414-nucleotide messenger RNA. RefSeq lists its product as uncharacterized. The record is from RefSeq and is a predicted model, not a curated record. The transcript has 3 exons. The coding region runs from base 1 to 414 and encodes 137 amino acids. NCBI's taxonomy places the organism in Eukaryota, Fungi, Ascomycota, Sordariomycetes, Hypocreales, Nectriaceae.